Messenger RNA from Artibeus jamaicensis (Jamaican fruit-eating bat), 2183 nucleotides. RefSeq names its product oligodendrocyte transcription factor 1 (gene OLIG1). The transcript has a single exon. Lineage: Eukaryota; Metazoa; Chordata; Mammalia; Chiroptera; Phyllostomidae. Bases 94 to 885 code for a protein of 263 amino acids. Gene Ontology annotation, molecular function: protein dimerization activity. The record is from RefSeq and is a predicted model, not a curated record.
CGCGCGCAGGUCCGCGGGGAGGGGCAGUCUGCCCAAGGGUCCACCCCAGGGCGUUUCCGAAGGGCGCCCUUGGCUGCCCCCAUUACCCCCCAGAUGUACUAUGCGGUUUCCCAGGCGCGCAUGAACGCGGCCCCCGCGACCAUGCUGCAGCCACAGCGUCCGGGAGACGUGCAGCUGGGAGCGUCCCUGUACGAGUUAGUGGGCUACCGGCAGCAUCCCUCCUCCUCCUCUUCGUCCGCCUCCUCCACAACGGCCCCUCUUCUCCCCAAGACUGCUCGUGAGAAGCCCGAGAUGCCCGCCGAACCUCCGGGCUCCGGAGCGGGGCUGGGAGCACACGCCGGCGGCGGCUCGCGGGCGGACCCCAAAGAGGAGCAACAACAGCAGCUGCGGCGCAAGAUCAACAGCCGCGAGCGGAAGCGCAUGCAGGACCUCAAUCUGGCCAUGGACGCGCUGCGCGAGGUCAUCCUGCCCUACUCGGCGGCGCACUGUCAGGGCGCGCCGGGCCGCAAGCUUUCCAAGAUCGCCACGCUCCUGCUCGCCCGCAACUACAUCCUGCUGCUGGGCAGCUCGCUGCAGGAGCUGCGCCGCGCGCUGGGCGAGGGCGCCGGGCCGGCCGCGCCGCGCCUGCUGCUGGCCGGCCUGCCCCUGCUCGCCGCCGCGCCGGGCUCCGUGCUGCUGGCGCCUGGCGCCGUGGGGCCUCCCGAGGCGCUGCGCCCCGCCAAAUAUCUGUCAGUGGCGCUGGAGGAGCCGCCGUGCGGCCAGUUCGCGCUCCCCGGAGGCGGCGCGGGCGGCCCCGGCCUCUGCACCUGUGCCGUUUGCAAGUUCCCGCACCUGGUCCCGGCCGGCCUAGGCCUGGCCGCAGUGCCCGCCCAGUUCUCCAAGUGAGCGCCCUCCGGCCCGCGGCGCGACCUCGCCACGGCCUCCCGCCGCCCAGCUCCUGCGCGCCCCCGCGCCCUGCGCCCAGGACUGCUGCGCCAGCAAGGAGCGCCUUCGGAACCUGCUCUCCCAGAGAAGGGGACUGUCGGGCUCCCCCUUGCCUGCCCCCACCCCAGGGAAAUUAAAGUGACCCGAGCGGAUGUUCGACGGAGCGUCGGCGCUGUGGGGGGCCCGGGUCAAUUCCAGCUGCUUUGGGCAGCGAGUGCGCUCCUCCUUCACUCUCACCCUGUUCCCUGGAGCUGUGUGCUUCGCUUUUAGGGAGCCGCGUUCGCCCUGGGUGCGGCGGGAGGCCAGCUCCAGGUGCCGCAGCUCACAGAGGCGACACCUGCAGAGCCAGUGGACCAAAGGACUGAGCUCCAAGGGCAGGGGAGGGGUUAUUUCCGUGUCUUCCCCGCGAUCCCCGUGCUAGAGGUCACAGGCAUCCCUGUUCCCACCAGGUAAACCCCGUCCAAGGAAGCUGCCCGACCUCAGGAGGCGGAGAAAGACCAGGUAGUCGGUGCAGUGUCCGGGCAAAGCAGACGCACCGGCCCUCUGCGCCCGAUGGGAGCCGGCCGUGACACCCUGGGGUCGUUCGCUGGGCUGCUGGUUUGGAAAGUGGGUCCGCUUCGGUGCCGGGUUGUUCGAGUGCAGUUUUGGAGGGUCGCAGAACGAGGUGUGCUGUUGCAGAGCUGACUGGCUCCGAAGUCCUGGGGUCCCCCUCGAAGGACAGUGUAGAACUCCAGACUCCCCGUUUUGUUGCCCCGCCCCCCCCCCCAAGCAACCUUGGAACUUGCUUCAAAGCCAAAACCGGCCUGCGUUGGCGCACUCCGCGGCAGGGUUUGCCGAAGUAGGCAACGGGGCCCUUCCCAGCCGCCAGCAGGUCAGGAAGCGCGGUAGCCAGUUAACGUUCUCUCUUACUAAAAGACGAGGAGGGCGACCCGGGCCCCAAGCCGCCCUGGGCUCGGGGUUCCCGCUGCGGUGGCAGUGGCAACCGUGGGAUGUAGUUUUCUGCGCUGUCCUCUUGCCCUGUGGGGUCUUCUGGUCUUUGCAGUUGAAGCACCAAGUAGGUGAUUGGUCGCUGUGUGUUACCAGCAUCAACAAAUUACUUCGCCCACCAUUAUCUGACCAUAUGCAAGCUGUUUUGCUUUGAAUUUUACGUUUAAGGUGUUUGGUUGUUGGUAGUGGCCAAAUUUAACUGGCAUUUUAUUUUAUCUUUAACUUUGUUUCCAUGCACUGGGAAGACUCGAGGAAAUAAAACAUGGACAGAC